Molecule: messenger RNA, 2345 nt
Organism: Vombatus ursinus (common wombat)
Lineage: Eukaryota; Metazoa; Chordata; Mammalia; Diprotodontia; Vombatidae
Gene: SLC13A2
Product: solute carrier family 13 member 2
Exons: 12
Coding region: 85-1875 (596 amino acids)
Biological process (GO): monoatomic anion transmembrane transport
Cellular component (GO): membrane
Molecular function (GO): transmembrane transporter activity
Source: RefSeq, a predicted model, not a curated record
UGGUUAACACUUGACUGGCUUUAUAUAAUCCUUCCCGGGCCGACCAACUCUUCUGUUCAGCACCGGCCAGCUCCCUCCGCCACCAUGGUGAACUUGGGGCAGAUCCUAUGGGCUUAUCGAAAGUAUCUGAUAUCCAUCCUGUUUCCAGUCGUGCUGCUGCCCCUACCCUUGGUGGUCCCAGGCAAGGAAUCCAAAUGUGCCUACGUUAUCAUCCUCAUGGCACUCUUGUGGUGCAUGGAGGCCCUGCCACUGGCAGUCACUGCCUUUUUCCCCCUCAUUCUUUUCCCCAUGAUGGCCAUCAUGGAUGCAUCAGAGGUUAGCGUGGAGUACUUGAAUGACACCAACAUCCUCUUCAUCGGGGGCCUCCUGAUGGCAAUAGCUGUUGAACACUGGAACCUGCAUAAACGCAUCGCUCUCCGGGUCCUCCUCUUCAUUGGCGUGAAGCCAGCACUCUUGUUCCUGGGCUUCAUGAUCGUCACGGCGUUCCUCUCCAUGUGGAUCAGCAACACGGCCACCACAGCCAUGAUGGUGCCCAUCGCCCAUGCCGUCCUGGAGCAGCUGCACAGAGCCCCAGAGCAGAAGGACAGGGAGGCGGGCAGCGUCAACAUCUCCUUUGAGCUCCAGGAGCCUAAUUACCCUAUUACUGAGAAAGAACCACAGAAGCUGUGUGAGAAGGAUAGCAGCCCCGUCCCACCAUCAGUGCCACUGGAUUACCAUCAGAAGGAGAGAGAGCACCUCAAAAUCUCCCAGGGCAUGAGCCUCGGUGUCUGCUAUGCUGCCAGCAUUGGGGGCAUAGCCACACUGACAGGCACCACCCCCAAUCUCGUGUUACAGGGACAAGUCAACUCGAUCUUCCCAGACAACCCCAGCGUGGUGAACUUUGCUUCCUGGUUCGGUUUUGCCUUUCCCACCAUGAUCAUUCUACUGCUGCUAUCCUGGAUAUGGCUCCAGCUCCUGUUCUUGGGAUUUAACUUCCGGAAGAAUUUCAGCUGCGGAGAUAAGACUCUUGAACAGGAGCGAGCGGCCUACCAAGUCAUCCAGGCGGAACAUAAGAAGCUGGGCCCCAUGAGCUUUGCUGAGAAAGCCGUCACCUUCCUGUUCUUUCUCCUGGUGGUGCUGUGGUUCACCCGAGAGCCGGGCUUCUUCCCUGGUUGGGGCAAUGUGGCCUUUCCUAACCACAAGGGAGAAAGUAUGCUCUCAGACGGCACCGUGGCCUUCUUCCUCAGCAUGAUCUUAUUUAUCAUACCUUCCGAGUUCCCUGGCUUCUCCCAGCAGCAGGGUACCCAGGGGAAGUUGAAGGCCCCAGCCGCCCUCCUCAACUGGAAUACCGUGAAUAAGAAAAUGCCCUGGAAUAUUGUCUUCCUGCUGGGCGGAGGCUUCGCCCUGGCCAGGGGCAGUGAGGUAUCAGGCCUGUCCGAGUGGCUGGGAAACAAGCUGACUCCUCUUCAAAGCAUCCCUUCUCCAGCCAUCGUCUUCAUCCUUUGUCUCCUUGUGGCUGUCUUCACCGAAUGCACCAGCAAUGUGGCCACCACCACCCUCUUUCUGCCCAUCCUGGCUUCCAUGGCCCAGGCCAUCUGCCUCAACCCACUCUAUGUUAUGCUUCCCUGUACCAUGUCAUCCUCUCUGGCCUUCAUGCUUCCUGUGGCCACUCCACCUAAUGCCAUCGUCUUCUCCUUUGGGCAGCUCAAAGUGUGUGACAUGGCCAGAGCAGGAUUCCUUCUCAAUAUCAUUGGCGUGCUGACAAUCACACUGGCCGUCAAUACGUGGGGCUACCCCAUCUUUCAACUGGACCAUUUCCCCGACUGGGCCCAGUCCAACAUCACCACCUCUUGCAACGUCUAUAACCAGUUCAACACAAGCUUCAUCGAUCCUUAGCCUCCCCGGGGAGGGAGUCUGCUCAGAGAGAAGCCAGUGAUGCUCAUUGAACCCACAUUCCCGGGCCUUUCAACCUCAGUGUCUGGGCAGAGCUGGGUAUGGUGAAGAGGUAGUCCCAGCAUUGGUGUGUAUGGGCACGUAUGUUCAUGUUAUAUAACAUGUAUGUAUGUCAGAGGGCACGUGUGCUCACACGACGUGGUGUGGUUGCACGGCACACCUGUAUGUGUGUUUAUGUCUGUCUGUGUGAUAGCUGAAUGAGGGUGUUUGGUGCCAAUGCUUCCUUUGGUUUCUCAAAAGACAUGGCUGCGGCCCCUUUUGAUUAUAUUUAUUGAGACUCUGGGGAGGGUCAGGUUGGAAGUCCCCAGGACCCGAGUGACUCGAGUUUCAGCCCCUCUGCAAAGAGCUUAGCAAUUCCAGCACCUGGCUGCACAGUUCCUCUCUUAAAGAGUCUGGGGGUAGGGUGGGAGAGA